Symbiodinium sp. CCMP2592 is the source of this 2079-nucleotide messenger RNA. Lineage: Eukaryota; Dinophyceae; Suessiales; Symbiodiniaceae. The record is from the annotation of a GenBank genome assembly.
AUGGAGGAGCCGACGAAGAAACGUAAGAUUCUGGAUGUGCGACAAUCCGUUCCGUUUUGUUCGCAGACUGCUUUAGCGGCCAUAUGCAAGAACAUAGCUGAACAUGGGCUGCCUGACAAGCAUUCUCGGCGAGACAUUUGGCAGGAGACGGAAGAGCUGCUGCACAACUCGAGCAUGCAAAAAUAUGGAUCUCUUUUCCUAACAGCAGAGGCCGAGACGGUGAAAGGAGGACAGCAAAAGUUGCUCUUCGUCAACUUCCUUUCGCUGUUGGCCGGAGUGUUCCAUGCAGCAGGGCCGUUUGGGAUGUGGCUGCUGGAUUUUCAUGAAAGGCAUCCUUCCAGUUACGAAUCACCAUGGGAUGCAGUGAUAUAUGCUGAUGAAAUACAUCCGGGCAAUCAAUUAAGUUCUUCAUCGAGGAAGAGUUGGUGUGUGUACAUCUCAUUUCUGCAAUACAAGUCGCUCCUUUCCCGUGAGGAUUUCUGGUAUUGCCUCUGCAUCAAACGCAGUGCAGAAGUCGGCGAGCUCAAGGCAGGGAUGUCACAGGUGAUGCGCUUAAUCCUGGAAAGCCUGUUCGGGACACGGGUGCCAGAGACAGGGGUGCUUUUGUCAUCUCCUGCAGGACAGCUUCGUUUGCAUUUUCGUCUCCACAUGUUGCUUCAAGAUGGCGCAGCGCACAAAGCUGUAUUUAGCAACCGCCAAGACACUGGUUGUAAGCCAUGUCCUCUGUGCAGCAAUAUAUUUCAGCUCAAAGACAGUGAGAACAACAACAAUGUUUGGACCCAGUUUUUGAAGAGAUCAGAUUGCAUCGUGGCAUCGGACAACGAGCUCAUGGCCUCCUGGGAACGACUCAGGGAAGCAAGCUCAGGGCCGUCUGCUGUCUUCGAACAAAGACAGAAGGCGGCGGGGAUGACUUGGUCUGCACAUGCUUUGCUCUCCAGCAAGACAUUGCAGGAACUGAACAUCUGCAGACCCAGCACGUUGUAUUGCCAUGACUAUAUGCAUUGCCUGGUGUCGCAUGGUGUGUUGAAUGAAAUGGCUUUUUUGGUGUUGGAAGACUUGACAGAGAAUGGGCUGCUGUCGAAGGAUUGGGCAAUGUUGCGGCAGUGGCUGGAGUUCUGGAACUUGCCACAUGCACAUGCGAGCUUCAAACUGGAUGUUUUGUUCACAAGCAAAGCCGUUGCAUCGUACAGGAAAGCUGGAUCAAUCAAGCUUGGGGCCUCUGAGAUGCUCACUUUGUGCAAACCCUUGCAAUUCUUCCUGCAGAGCAACUUCCUGAGCAAUGGCCUGCAAGAGGCGACGUGCCGAGCAUUUAUUGCUUGGGCAGAUGUGCUGGACUAUGCCCACAGCAUCCAAGGUUUGCAGAAUCCCUCGCCUCCUCGGUUUUUGCACUUGGUCGAACAGGCCCUGCAAGCCACCGCCCUGGCAGGUUUCUCAGAGAUGAUGAGGCCCAAACAUCACUGGCCUCUCCAUCUUCCGGAUUGUCUGCAGCGAUGGCAGCAGCUGCCUUCUUGCUGGCCUUUGGAGCGAAAGCAUAAAAUUCCGAGAAAGUAUGGCACCCUCCAGUUUGGUUUGGAAGCUUACAACAAGGCCGUCAUGACUGGUGUGACUCAGGAGCAUGUGGGCAAACUGUUGAAGGACGAGGAGCUUUUUAUGAGCAGCAGCCACUUGGUGUCCAAGACUGCCCUCGGCAAACCUUUGGAGUCCCUGUUGAAGGCGAACAACUGGUUCUUGCCCGGAAUGGAAGCUUCUGCAACAUGUCGCUUGGAAAGCGGCAUGCUAUGUAAAAGCGGCGACAUCCUUUUUUACAGGAAUGCAUCAACAAGCAGCACGGCAGGCUUUCCUUGGGCAUGUGGUUCUUUGAAGCAUUGCAUCAGUGUUGCAGGCAUGGAGUUGGCUGUGGUGCUUAACUUCCUCUUCGAGAGGGAAAGGCCUGGCACUCAUGCCACUGUUUGGAGAAGCCUUCCUGACAGAUUGCAGCUGGUGCGGCUGGAAGACCUUUUGCAGCCGGCAACCUACAGCUUUGGGAAUGAUGGUUGUGUCACAUGCUUGCUUCCAGCACCUCUCUCUGCAGCUCGAUGA